AUGUCUAAUACACUUAUCGAAACAACUAAAACAAAUGGAAAUACAAUUUCUGAUUUUAACAACAAAAUUAAUUCUUUCCCUAAUUUAAAUGAACUUCGAAAUGCAAUCCCAGCAGAGUGCUUUGAAAAAUCUCUAAUUCGUUCACUUUCUUAUUUAAUUUUGGAUUUUUUAAUUAUUUAUGGACUUUAUUUGGUUGUUGGGGUUGCUGAGGACAAUUUUGGGAUUAUUGGACUUUUGCUUUGGUAUUGGGUAUUAGGUAUGUUUUUGUUCUCUAUAUUCGUUGUUGGACACGAUUGUGGACACGGAACGUUUUCUUCCUAUACUUGGGUGAAUGAUUUGUUUGGGCAUGUGGCACAUGCUCCUACUAUGGAUAUGAGCCAUCCUUGGAUACCUGAAAAGCUUUAUUUAUCUUUAAAUUGGAUAUCCAAACAUUAUCUCAAAUUUCCGUUGACUGGGUUUGUUAGUUGGAUUCCUUUAUAUACAAUAUUUGGUAUUCCCGAUGGUUCUCAUUUUUGGCCUUGGUCUAAAUUAUUUGAAAAUAAUACUGAUAGAAUUAAAUGUGUUGUUAGUGGUGCUGCUUGUUUUAUAUGUGCCUAUAUAGCUUUAUAUUGUUCAAAUUAUAAUUUAUGGAUAUUUUUUAAAUAUUAUUAUGUUCCGGUUAUGUUCCAAGUUUUGUGUUUCUGGUUAGUUAUGAUUACUUAUUUACAACACCAUGACGAACAGACUGAAGUUUAUGAAGAUGGAACGUGGGGAUUUGUGAAAGGACAGUUACAGACAGUUGAUAGAUGUCAUGUAGCCCAUCACCUCUUUUUUACGCGUAUUCCACAUUACAAUUUACCUAAAGCUACUGAAGCAGUUAAAAGAAUAUUAAUGGAAAAAUACCCGGGAACAUAUAAAUACAAAAAAUCAUAUGACUUUUUAAUUGAAUUUUUGUGGUUAAAUAUUAAACUGGAUUACCUUGUUGGAAAAGGUAGUGGUUUACUUAGAUAUCGAAAUAAUAUCCGGAAUAAUGGCCAAUCUAAAACGACCAAAAACGAAUAA
Messenger RNA from Meloidogyne enterolobii, 1041 nucleotides. NCBI's taxonomy places the organism in Eukaryota, Metazoa, Nematoda, Chromadorea, Rhabditida, Meloidogynidae. The record is from the annotation of a GenBank genome assembly.